AUUAUUUACACUAAAUAAGUGACCUGCUUCACAAGGAAUCACUAUAGUAAAAUCAUUCUGCGAGAUGAAUGCGGACGCAAUAAAUAAAUUGAAUACGAACAAGCACAAUGAACUCGACUAUUUCGUCGAGAUUGAAAUAUCCGGUUGGCGCAAAGUAAGAACGGCGAGAGAGAUGCACGUCGUCAGUUUCCAAGCCGACAAAGUUUGUCGAACGUUAUAAAGAAGAUAAGAAAAAUGUGUUUGAAAAAAAUUGUGGCGGUGAAGAAAUUUCUUUUUUCUACAAACUAUCAAUAUAACAACAAUUAUCGUCGUAGUAUAUAAUUUUUGUUAUCUUAUCCGCAGAGCCGCCACCAACAUGACAUUGAAUGAAAAGAGGAGUUAGACGAUCAAUAAAAUAUCAGUUGUUGGCUAUUCCACUGACAGACACGUGGUACGUAGACUAUAUUUUUUCCCAUAUAUUCACCAGUCUCCCACUGACACUGAACUCAUGACUUUGAAAUUAUCGAGGGACUAAAGAGCCUGUUAUGUGGCUCCAAUUGGAAGCAAUAAUAUGCAGAAAGGAGAGAUAGUACUAUUAAUAUGGGGCUUAAUUCAUUCGGGCUAUUGCGGAAAAACAACAAAAAUCGCUCAAAGACCAUCAAAUAUUCUCCUUGAUUUCAAUGCAUAUCGACACAUCUCAAUCCUUCAUUUUGUUGUACCGGAAAAUUCCGCAUCGGCAAGUUUUAAAUUCGUGGCAAAGGAGGAAAAACUUAGUGGAGUCGGAAGUUGUACACCACGUGAUGUCUCCGUAUUUUUGAAAUAUGGCACAAUUCCUUUCGUUCAGCCAGACGGUGCAAAAAUUAAAGUAAAAGUUUUAAAAGACAGACGUCGUCAUUAUAGUUUGAAAAUUAUCAGCAAUGGCGAUGAGCAUCUCACCAGAAUUGAUGCUCCUCCACCUGGAGACUGGUACGCAAUUGCUUUUCGAUCCUGGUCCGACCCGGACAAUGGAAAAAUCACUCAAGCCGGAAUCGGUGUCGUCUGUGAUACGACCCUCGAUGCCGAUUUAUCCAUCGAAGUUCCCGAUGUAACAUUAAUGUCCAACGAUGAAACAGAUAUUUCCAUUCAACUUACAAAGAAAAAUGACACGGCAAUCAUUCAGUUUCCCAUUUUUCACGAAUCGGAAAAAAUGCUUCUUAACUUCUCCUCAACUUGUGGAACGGAUUGCCUACUUAUAGCUCAAGUAACUGCCAGGAAACAGUUGGCAAGUGUCGUUACCAAUAAUUCUGUGACUAGUCUGCAAUUCCGUGCAUACGAUAAGAAUCUCCACUAUACGACAUUUCGCCUCUUUAGAGGAAAUCUGACAAACAUUACCCUGAGCUUAUCAGAGGAUGUGUCAAAGUUGCAAAAUAUAAGUUACGUUAAAUUGGUGAGGAAAUCAUUACCGGAUUUUUUCCUCUUCGACUAUGAACAUUUGAACGAAAACAAUAAGGCCUCACCUCUCAAUCUCACAACAGGAGUAUUGUCGAUCUUUAAAUUUAACGUCGAUCCGAUUUACGAUAUCGGCGGCACUUUGACAGUAGGCCUUAAAGUCGCUGACAGUGAAUCGAAAAAGAAGAAGAAUAUUUUGCUCAUUGGCUGCGUUUCUCUAGGUUUUUACUCGGACAUCACUUCGAUUGGGAGUUGUGUGCGAGAGGAAAGAACAACACCUCCAGAUAUCGUUGGAAAUGAAACUAGUCCAUCCUUUAUUCACGUGCCUUAUCCUGAGCCAGGAAUUUGGUACUUGACAGUAAAAGCAUUUAAGUCUGAUGAGAAUUGUCUUUGUGCCAAAAAUUGCACCCAAAUUGGGUGCGAUGAAUGCGAUUGUAUUCGAGAAAUUGAUUUGCGUAUUGAGAGCAGUAUUUCAUCAUCGUCCUGUGUCGAAGGAUCGUGUAAUGAAAGAGGGAGAUGUGUACAAUACAUGAGUGGCGGAUUUGUCUUCUCCGCGUGUCACUGCUUCGCCGGCUAUCGUGGUUACGAUUGUGACGACGACACCUACGUCCUGGACAACAAUGGAAUCCUAUUACGGGUCCUAACUCUAACCUUAAGUAAUCUAGCGUUUCUAGGCUCAAUAUAUAUCGCAAUACGUCGAAAAUAUUACACCGAAGCCGUAGUCUACACGGGAGUAUUAAUCUUCUCCAGUUUCUAUCAUGCCUGCGAAGCUGGCGAGAACCUUUACACUUUUUGUUUAAUGCGUCUAAGUGUUUUGCAAUUUUGUGAUUUCUUCAAUGCCCUCCUUUCAAUUUGGGUAACAUUAAUUGCAAUGGCCUCGCUCGGUCCUAGAUUGACUAAUUUCUGUCAAAUGUCCGGCGCAAUUGUUCUUGCAAUUUGCGCAGAACUUGAUCGCACUGCUCUUUGGGUUUUUCUAUUACCGGCCAUUACCGGUUGUACACUAGUCAUCAUCACUUGGAUUCGAAGAUGUCGUAGAAAAAAUACAUUUAAAUAUCCAGCACGACCUUAUGGUACCAUUCAUUUGGGAAUUGGUCUUUUGUUAGUUAUUUUAGGACUUGUUUGUUAUGCAUUUUUACAGACGCGUAAGAAUUAUUUUAUUGUUCAUAGCUUUUGGCAUGUGUGUGUCGCUGUUGGUGUAAUGCUAUUACUGCCAAAGAGAAAGUAUAUGCAAUAGAGAAGGGAACGUUUGAGUGAAAGAUGUAAAAUUUUUGAUGAUAAUGAAAAGUACAAUAUUUGUGAUAAUGUUGAGUAUUUAGUGUGUAAUGUAUUAUUAAUGCGUUCCUUAGCGCACAUAUGGUGUGUUACAGAGUUUCUAAUUGUACAGAAAAUUGUAGAUAUGUACAGAAAAUAAUGGGAGAGAGUUGUGUAUAAAAAAUAUCGGAAAGAAUUCGUUUAUUUUCGUCAAAAAAAAGAAGGAUACUUUGUUAUAAUAGCGAUGGAAUAUAUCGAUGUUGAAAUAUAUAUUAACAAAGAA
This is a messenger RNA of Leptopilina heterotoma, 2941 nucleotides long. Its product is annotated as transmembrane protein 8B. The transcript has 7 exons. Lineage: Eukaryota; Metazoa; Arthropoda; Insecta; Hymenoptera; Figitidae. The record is from RefSeq and is a predicted model, not a curated record. Bases 551 to 2641 code for a protein of 696 amino acids. Gene Ontology annotation, cellular component: plasma membrane.